Emiliania huxleyi CCMP1516 is the source of this 642-nucleotide messenger RNA. RefSeq lists its product as hypothetical. Lineage: Eukaryota; Haptophyta; Isochrysidales; Noelaerhabdaceae. The transcript has a single exon. The record is from RefSeq and is a predicted model, not a curated record. The coding region runs from base 1 to 642 and encodes 213 amino acids.
AUGCUGGCGACCUUCGUUCUAUGCUCCAGUUUUCACAUUGGGCCCGUCGCUCGUGCUCCGUCCAGUCGCGUGCCGGCGACCUGCUGGAUGAACGCCAAGGGCGAGCCGAACGCCGAUAAGCUCGACCCGAAAAACAACCUGGUCGACCCGUCGCUGCGCCCCGAGCUGCCGACCGGCACGGCCUUCGACCCGGCGCAGCCGCUCGGGCUGAGUCCGUUCAUGGGCAUGCCGCACACCGCUCACAACGAAGAGGCCUUCAAGAAGAAGGCCAGGCCGGGCGAGGGCAAGGGCGCUGUCACGCUCGGAGGCUGGCCGCCCGUGAAGGGCAGCCUCGAGGAGCGGGUGGAGACGGCGCGGUCGGCGCACUCGAUGGCGGUGGAGCAGCGCACCGCCGAGAUCGUCCAGCCGGACCUCGCUCUCUUUUGCGCCGACGAUAUUGACGCCGAGGAGCUGACGCGACGCAAGGCGGGUGCGCGCGAGCGGGCGAUAGAGGAGGCCGCGACGCUGGGCGCGCUGGACCAGGCCUACACCAAGUACGCGGCGAUGGCCAAGGCGCAGCAGGAGGCGGAGGCCGCCGCCGCCGAGGCGGGGGCAGAGCUCGAGGCCAUUUUGCUGCGGCUCGAGGAGGAGAUGUACAGGUAG